Carassius auratus (goldfish) is the source of this 2870-nucleotide messenger RNA. Its product is annotated as ileal sodium/bile acid cotransporter-like. Gene Ontology annotation, molecular function: bile acid:sodium symporter activity. The record is from RefSeq and is a predicted model, not a curated record. Gene Ontology annotation, biological process: bile acid and bile salt transport. Lineage: Eukaryota; Metazoa; Chordata; Actinopteri; Cypriniformes; Cyprinidae. Bases 1358 to 2452 code for a protein of 364 amino acids. The transcript has 6 exons. Gene Ontology annotation, cellular component: apical plasma membrane.
AAGAGUUAAUUACUGAACCUGUAUCCAAGUAAAUGGGUUAAACCCAGUGAAUGAAUAACAGAAUGACUUCUUACUCUUGAAUUGACUCUCUCAGGGUAAUUUCUUCUCCCUGGUUUGUUGUAAACCUAGUGUGCUGUGGUCAAUGUCACACACUUUUCAGACAUUACUCUUGCUAAUUAAUUGUGGUAAAGCUGGGUUUUGUGAUUCUACCCCAGUGUUAAUAAUCUUAUUGCGUAUUACAAGGUUAUUGUCAUUGAUUUGACAAGUACAGCACAGCUUGUUUUUCAGUUGCAGUUGCAUAGACACACUAUUCAAUUUGCCAAAUUUUCUAAACCAAUACCAAAACUACAUUUAGUUCAUUUUUAAUUCAUUUUUUAACCUUAAUAUUUCAAACAUACUCUGAAAACCCUCAUUGAAGAAGACAGUCAUGUUGAUAUAAAUUUUAGUGUAAUGAGUGCUUGGUAUUUAACCCCACAAUGUCCAUGCUAAGACUGGAAAAGAGCUUCAUAACAUCUUUUUUUUUAAUAUAUAUUGUGACUGAGAGUUAAAAGCCUUAAACAAGCUUUUUUUGUUUCCUUUUACCCUGUGAGAGCAGUAUGUACCAAUUUCAUCAAUGUACUUUGCACCUAAGAGUCCUUACAGAUGUUACACGGUUAUAUAAGCACCUCAAACUGUUCACUUUUUUAUUUAUUUAACUUUGUGAAAAGGUAUAUGUGUGUGUAUUUGUAUUUGGAAAAAAGUGAGUGAGGUACCAUACACUCCUACAGUCAUAUCUCUAAAGUCUUUUCAAAAGAAUCAUACAGUUUAUGACAUUUUUUUUUUUUCUUUUCAUCUGUGUGACGCACGUACUGUUUUGGGUCAUAUAGGCAUCAUGUCUUCCCCACUCAGCAACAGCAGGGGUGGUGAUGGUAUAGGCCCAUAUCUGGAGAAAAACAAUAAAAUUUAAGUGCCACAGUGUUAUAAAAUUGCAGGAGGGUGCAAUUGCAUUUAUUUUGUCUAAAUGUUACUUCGGCAAUUACAUUGUUGUUGUUUUUUCACUCACUCUCUUUCUUUUAUGUGUUGGCAUUUGGACGCUGACCCCAUAAAACAUUUGCAGUAAGUUAAUUAUUUUUCAACAAUUUUCCUCCGAAUUUUAUAGACCAUAGGCUGAUAUUAAAGCUAUAAGAGACAGGUAAAAGUUCACUUUUUGUCACCUGGGAUGCAGGAAAGAGAGAACUGAGGGUGGGAAAGAAGGUGUUUCGGAAAAUGUCUGGAAUCUUAGCUCACUUUCUCAAAUAAGCAUUGGAAUCUACACCAUCUGCCCCAUAGGAUCUGAUUUUCUUUCUUUACCACUUCAUUCAAACUCCCUUUUGUCAACAUGUGUGCACCAGAGCCCACCUGCCCCAUAAACGCCACCAUCUGCACGGGCACGUCCUGCCUGGUGCCCCGUGAUCCAUUCAAUGACAUCCUGAACGUGGCGAUGAGCACCACGCUUACCGUCAUGCUGGCCUUGGUCAUGUUUUCAAUGGGUUGCACCGUCGAAGCAAGGAAGCUCUGGGUGCACAUCCGCAGGCCCUGGGGCAUUUUCAUCGGCUUCCUAUGCCAGUUUGGCAUCAUGCCUUUCACAGCCUUUGCACUUUCAUUGAUUUUCAACGUGCUUCCAGUCCAGGCUAUAGUCAUCAUCAUCAUGGGAUGUUGCCCUGGAGGUUCCAGCUCCAAUAUUUUCUGCUACUGGCUAGAUGGAGACAUGGACCUCAGCAUCAGCAUGACGGCAUGUUCUUCAAUUCUGGCUCUGGGAAUGAUGCCUCUUUGUCUGCUCAUCUAUACCUCAGUCUGGACUUCAGGCGAUGCUAUCCAGAUCCCUUAUGACAGCAUCGGAAUCACACUAGUGAGUUUACUUGUCCCUGUUGGUCUCGGGAUUUACACGAAACACAGGUGGCCCAAAGCAGCCAAAAAGAUCCUCAAGGUGGGAUCUGUGGUAGGAAUCUUCCUCAUCAUCAUCAUUGCAGUCAUAGGGGGUGUGCUUUAUCAGUCAUCAUGGACCAUUUCUCCUUCGCUUUGGAUCAUCGGUACCAUUUAUCCAUUUAUUGGCUUUGGUCUGGGCUUUCUCCUGGCACGUUUUGUGGGACAACCUUGGUACAGGUGCCGCACCAUUGCUUUAGAAACAGGCAUGCAGAACUCCCAGCUGGCCAGUACUAUUACCCAGCUGUCCUUCAGUCCUUCUGAGCUUGAGCUCAUGUUCGCUUUCCCCUUAAUCUACAGUAUCUUCCAACUGGUUGUGGCUGCGAUUGUAAUAGGAUUUUAUUACAUGAUGAAGCGCUGUAGGCGGGGGACAUCGGCAGAGGAGAAUGGGGAAGGCACACAGAGCACGGUUGAGGAUCAGGAUAUGCAGAAUUACACUUUGGAGAAUGGUGGCUUUCACUGUGAUGAGAAUAGCAACACUGAGAAUAAGGACAAUGGUACAAAGUUGUGAGCUAAACGUCAUUCUGCUAACCUGUGUGACCGGAGCGGUCCACAUUGACCUUCUGGAGGCAUGAACUUUAAACAAGCUGUUCCAGUUCAACCAGAGAGUGUGUCGUUACACUCAACCCCAAAGUGGAUGCACUUUCCUAUAUUAUAAAAACAAACCAAGAAAGCAUUAAAAUAUGUUUUUACGAUGAGUCUGCCAACAGGUUUACUGAUAUAAAGCUGUAUUUUGACUGUGAAUUGUGAGUUACGUUUUGUCUUUGGUUUGCAACUUUCAGUUAAUUUAAGAAAACAUAAAGUACAUAUCCCAAGUAGGUUGAAUGUAGGCUAAUUUAUUUAAAUGUUAGUAUACACAUAAUUGAAAUGAACCUUUAAUGUUUUGCUUUUUAAAUUAUGUAUGAUACAGAAAAAUGUAUACUUUUUUU